UAGUAUAGAAGGUAAGACAAAGAGUAGAAUACCAAUGGACUACUAAUGAUUUUUUUAGAGACUAAUUGAAAUAAUACGUACCUAAGGAGAAAAAUUUAAGAGAAGAAAAAUAAUUUUGCCAAAGUCAAGCAAACCGUUGAAUCAUGAAAGCGUGGAGGAAUUUAGUAGCCACCGUAAUGUGGAAACAUGUUUUAACUUUCAACCAAAAAGAAAUAUUGACGUCAGAAGUCGAGCUUGUGAGGUCAGGGUGGUCACUUCCUUCAUUACAUCAUUUUGUGCCUCUCCCCUAUAUAUACACUUCUCUAGCUAUUUUCCCCACCAAAAAGCACUUCACCUCUCAAAGACUCUACUUACACAUUUGUCAUUUUCUUCCCCCAUAAUUCACGAUUUGAUCGAUUAAAAACAUUAGACCUUAGUAGAUAUGGAGAGUAAUGGUGACGCUUCUGCCGCUACCACUCCAAUCAUCUCUUCUUCAUCUUCUCCUCCACCACGGCUCUCACCGCGGGUGGUGCUCAGCCCAUGCGCUGCUUGCAAAAUCUUAAGGCGGCGUUGCGCAGAGAAAUGUGUUUUGGCGCCGUACUUCCCUCCAACGGAUCCGGCCAAGUUCACCAUCGCCCACCGUGUCUUUGGAGCCAGCAACAUCAUUAAGUUCUUGCAGGAACUUCCAGAAUCACAAAGAACUGAUGCGGUGAAAAGUAUGGUGUAUGAAGCGGAAGCAAGAAUAAGAGAUCCGGUGUAUGGAAGUGCGGGUGCAAUAUACAAUCUACAAAGACAAGUGAGUGAACUCCAAGCAGAGCUUGCAAAAGCUCAGGUGGAGAUGGUGAAUAUGCAACUUCAAAGAUCAAAUUUACUGGAGUUGAUUUAUAAUAACAUGGAGCAAGUACAGAAACAAGAACAAGAUAAUAUGUCUUUUGAGAGCAAUGAUUUGGGAUUCCUUGAAGACAACUCCAACACCAACACAUCAAUGUUGUGGUGGGAUCCUCUUUGGACCUGAUGAAUUUUGAUUACUUCACUUUAAAAGCCCUCUCUACUACUUUCUUUACGCAGGAUUAGCACACAAAAAUGUAAUAUAUACGGAGAAUUUUUAGACAAUUCAUGUCCAUUAUUUAAACCUCCAAAAUAAUUACUAUAUUUUAUUAA
Molecule: messenger RNA, 1140 nt
Organism: Camelina sativa (false flax)
Lineage: Eukaryota; Viridiplantae; Streptophyta; Magnoliopsida; Brassicales; Brassicaceae
Product: LOB domain-containing protein 1
Source: RefSeq, a predicted model, not a curated record